AUGUUGAGGAAUAAGUUUUUGCAAGAAUGGGGCUACAACGCUUUUGUUCCCUUCUGGAAAGUUUUCAGGAAAGGUGUGAUUAAAGACAUUCCUAUAGAUUUUGAGCCAGAAUUAAUUACCACAGAACUCAAUAAUGGCAACCCAGGCUUAAAUGUUGUAGAAUCAGUUCGUUUGAAAAGAAGAGUCAAAGAAAGGGGUAACGUUACAUGGGAGGACACCACUUCAGUGCAGGUAACGAUGCGCAUUAAAGAAAUACCGAACGCAGUUUACUUUUGGAAAACGAGAAUUGGUUUAAGUCCAUUCAUCCCAGCAGUCAGGAAGUGUUACAGGUGUGGCAAGGUUGGUCACUCAAUAAAGUUUUGCAAGGAGGAGGAGAAGUGUCUCAGGUGCGGUAAUAACAAGCAUGAUGAAGAAAAUGGCUGCAUGCUUAAAUGCAUCAACUGUAAAGGUUCACAUUUUUCCUUGGACAGUAAGUGCCCGAAACUUCGGGAACUUUAUGAGAUCAGUCGCAUCAUUGCAGAAAAGAAUGUGUCAUUCCCAACAGCAAGGGAUUUGUAUUUCAAAAGACAUUUUAAUGCUCAAGAAAACCUGAGGCCUUCGGUGGACUCUUUGAACUUUCCAGUCCUGGGAAAUGAGAAUAGGUUCCUGGUGCAUAACAUUAGAAGAGAUGGAUCGUAUAGACAGGCGGUUAGUGGUAAUAUUGAAAGACCAAAGGCUGAUGGUAAACAAGACUCAAGACAAAGUAAUCUCCAAGGUGAAGGAAUUCCAACAGAGCUGAACAGCGAGAUUUGCAGUUUUUUACACGAACUUAAGAAAAAAGAAGAUGGAGACUGUAGUGACAGGUUGUUCAGGCGACUUAAGGAAUUUUGUCAAUGGAAUUGCUGCAGCAUUAAGAGAAAGUUACCUGAAUUACAAUAUAGAGCUUCCAAUUUUGAUGUGAUGUUACUCUCGGAGACCUGGUUAACGGAUGAUGACUCAAUCUCGGUCAAGGGAUUUGAUGUGGUGCGUAGAGACAGGGUAGGGCGCCCUGGGGGUGGAGUUGCUAUUCUGGUGAGAAAUAAUAUUAAAUAUAAGAGAAAACAUGGUUUGUAUAAUUGUAACAAUAACAUUGAGCUGUGUGCUAUAGAAUUAUUUACGUGUGAAGGGCCUUUUCUAGUAGUCUCAUGUUACAGGCCUCCGGAUCGAAAUAUGACGAAGGACCAGUGGGUGCGCUUUUUGAACCAAUUCAGUGGAAACUUCCUGGUCACAGGGGAUUUCAAUGCUCAUCACCAGGUAUGGGGAAGUGAUGCGAACUCUAUAGAAGGUACAAAAUUAUUUGAAGCUAUCGAGGAGUCGGAGGUUGGGUUGCUGAAUGGGGCAGUCAAGACCUUUUAUUCGCGUCAAUAUCGAACAGAAUCCGCUCUAGAUCUAUCGUUCGCAAGUUGUGGGUUGUUGUCGCUGUUUGAGUGGAAGGUUAGUAGGGAUACGUGGGGCAGUGACCACUUCCCAAUAUUUAUGACUUUGACAAGGUAG
Molecule: messenger RNA, 1512 nt
Organism: Chelonus insularis
Lineage: Eukaryota; Metazoa; Arthropoda; Insecta; Hymenoptera; Braconidae
Exons: 2
Coding region: 1-1512 (503 amino acids)
Molecular function (GO): nucleic acid binding; zinc ion binding; catalytic activity
Source: RefSeq, a predicted model, not a curated record